Molecule: messenger RNA, 2962 nt
Organism: Girardinichthys multiradiatus
Lineage: Eukaryota; Metazoa; Chordata; Actinopteri; Cyprinodontiformes; Goodeidae
Product: phosphoinositide 3-kinase regulatory subunit 5-like
Exons: 18
Coding region: 83-2674 (863 amino acids)
Biological process (GO): G protein-coupled receptor signaling pathway; positive regulation of MAP kinase activity
Cellular component (GO): phosphatidylinositol 3-kinase complex, class IB
Molecular function (GO): 1-phosphatidylinositol-3-kinase regulator activity
Source: RefSeq, a predicted model, not a curated record
GAGGAUGUGGUCUUGGUAUUUCCUACUGCCGGCCGACGUCUCUCAGCUGUGGCUGAUCCGGGCUGAUCUGGGACACUGAUUAAUGCAAUUAGUGACGAUGGAGCAGAGCUCGUGCACUGAGGACCGUAUCCAGCAUAGCCUCGAGCGCUGCCUCUGUCACCUGGGAAUCAACUCUCCCGACAAGCAGCUGUGGAAUGCUGGACUGUGCAUAAGCCGCUGGUGUUUGGAGGAACAUGUGAAGAGGCAUCCCCACAACUUCCUCAUCCUUCUGCAAAAAAUACUGCAAAAAACAAAGGAGGUGCUGGUGGAGUGUCGGAAUGAACUGGUGGUGCCCCUGACCCUCCUUUUCUCUGCAGCUCUUCUCAGAACCCCUUAUUUAGCUCCAGCUUGCAGUGUGCUGCAGGAGGCCUAUCUGUUGUUCCACCAGUUCCUGGCCUGGCCAGAGCCUUGUAGCUCUGCCUGCAAAAGUUUACUAAUUGUCAUUGACCAGGAGAUUCGGGCACCAGGUAUUUCAUUUCAACGAUUGGUAAGGACGGAGCAGGCAAUUUCCCCUGAUGUCAACUGCUCUAAAACCAUAAUGGUGCUGUUGGUGAGCCCAGGUGGUGAUGUCCCUCAGGAGGUCCAGUUGGCCUCUGAGCAGCUCAGUACCAUCAAUUAUUCCAACAGAAACGUCAUUACAACUCUUAUCCUGCACAGUUUUCAGGCUGCUUUUGGUAACAAACUGGACCUGCAGGCUCUCCACGCUGCUCUGCAGGAAAAAGAGUUAUAUGAGCUGGAACAGCUUUUGGAGACCAUAACUGGCAGCAUGGAGACAGCGACCUCUGUGCCAAAUAAUACGACUGCUAGGGAGGGUCUACUCCACAGCUUGGAGAAGCUCAGAGAAAGUCUUGCUGUCCCUUCUAGGGAUGGUUGCUCAGAGACUGGAUCUGUUGAAAUCCUAACGCUGCCCUUUCCCAAAUGUCACACAUGUUUAUGGGAGGACGAUAACUUUGAGGUCCUGAAAGACCUUCUUGCAGUUGAUUCUGACCUGGAUUCCCCUCCAGAGUGUUUCCCAAAAAUAUGUGAGGAUGAUACUAUUGACACUAGCAUUGAUGAAGAAGACGAGCUGGACUCAAACAAACUGGAUGAUCAGAUUCAAAGCCAUCGGAUAUCCACCACCUCGUCUUCCUCGAGGCACUCUUCGUUUUCAGGUUACUCUCUUUCCUCCAGCUGGUCUGUGCCGUCUGCUUCAUCAGGAGUGGAAAGCGACUUCAGUGAGGACACAGCGCAUGAGGAGACUGAGGAAGGACAAGGCACCCAUCCGAAGGUUAGAAAGAAGCCCAAGAAAAAGUCUAAAUCCCUCUUGGGUUUGGAGCGUCUCUCCUUGAUCUUCAAGACACCCCACAGUCCAAGCACUUGCCGCCGUGUCCAGAGCAUGGGCUACAAUGGUGACAUCACCAAAGACUACCUAAUGACAGGGGCCCAGCUCAAACAUUCAGGGACUCCCAUGAGACAUCCUCAUCUGAAUGUGUCCGUCACAGCUCCAGUAGAUCCUUCCUCUCCCCGGAGGCACAUCUGCGUUCGCAGGAGGCCGAUCCUGAGCUGCGAUGAGGGGAAUGAGCCAGAAGUGCCCACUGUCGUCAAGGUGGUUGCAUUUGGAGGUGACAGAGAGGCUGGGAGGCUUGCUCGGGCAUACAGUGAUCUGCAGCAGAAAGAGAGAAGGUGUCCCCAACUCACUAAGACAUGCAAACUGCAGUUUUACUUUGUUCCCAUCAAGAAGAGAGCUACAAGUCCAGGAGGAGGUCACACGCCAACAGAAGGACAGGAAUUAAAUGGCCAGGAAGUGGAGGACAGUACAACAGAUAUAGCAGAGAUGUUGGGCCUGAUAGAUCCCUGGUAUGAGCGCAAUGUCCUCAAUCUGCUCAGCUUGUCCUCUGAAGUGCUCUGCGAGGCUGCUCCCAAGGACGAUGAUGUCUCCACCAGCACUGGCAGCAUGGAGCAUCGUCUUCCCCUGUUGGCUGACUUGGUUCUCUAUUACUGCAGACAUGCAGAUCAGCCAAUUCUGGUGCAGCUCUACCAGGCUGAGCUGACCCUGGCAGGGGGAGAGAAGAGAAAGGAAGUGUUCAUUCAUUCCUUGGAGCUGGGACACACAGCUGGAGCCAGAGCUGUUAAGGCCAUGGGGGCUGCAAGCAAAAGGUUGGGAAUGGAUGCAGAGCGGGAGGCUGUUCCUCUCACACUGAGUGUGGCCUACAAAAAGGUGGCCGUCAGUGGGAGGAGUAGGUGGAUCCACCAAGAUGUCGUCUGCACGUCGAUUAACCUUCAAAAAACCUGCAGCAAUUCAGAGCAGCUGGAUUCUAUAGAAGGUCUGCAGCUGACCUUGACAGAGGUUCUGAAGAAGCAGAACUCCAAAUCUAAAAAGGGUUAUAACCAGAUCUUGGUAUCAGAAAUAAAGGUGGACAAGGUGCACAUGAGUGCUCAAGGGGAUGGGACAACGUUUGCUGUUUGUCUGGAUCAAGACAAAAAGACAUUCAUUCAAAGAGUCAAAAGGUGUGAGGUGUCCCUGUGCAGCAAACCAGGCAGCAGUUUGGAUUGGAGGACCUACAAAACACUACCGGGCCAAAUCCAACCCUUGCACCCGACAUACUGCUCUCUGCUCUGCCUUCCCAUCACCUCUUUCUCUGCCUCGUGUCAGUGACCCAUCUGACACAGCACUGUCGAAGGAUCCAGGAUGUAUAGAAUAGAACACAAUGAGUGGGAAAAUAAAGUAAGGACAGAGAACAGAAAUUAACAUUUCAUUUCAAGAAACAGGUGAUUAUUUAUUAUACGUUUAACCAGUAGUGAAAGUAAUUUUAAAUUCCAGCUGGUUCUUAGGGGCAGAGCUAGAGGGGUGGCUGGGGAGGCACUGGGGGCAUAUAUGCAUGUGUGUAUAUAUAUUUAUAUAUAUAUAUGUAUAUGAAUAUGUGUGUGUGUGUUGUUGCUCUCA